Molecule: messenger RNA, 1670 nt
Organism: Ostrinia furnacalis (Asian corn borer)
Lineage: Eukaryota; Metazoa; Arthropoda; Insecta; Lepidoptera; Crambidae
Product: pancreatic lipase-related protein 2
Exons: 8
Coding region: 399-1409 (336 amino acids)
Biological process (GO): lipid catabolic process
Molecular function (GO): lipase activity; serine hydrolase activity
Source: RefSeq, a predicted model, not a curated record
ACGUGCUAACUGCCUCUGUAAAUUUUAACUGUAUUUUUAGUGUGUGAAUGAAUCGUCAAUGUAACUUGAUAGUGAGAUAAUAAUGCACAGAAGGAUAUUGUCAAGGUUUGCAUCUCGUAAGAAAACUCACAGUGGCUGCUAAUGCGUCGUCUUUUCCGCGAGUGUCCGCUGCGGACGAUGCAUUCUGCCGCGAAGAUGAAACUACGCAUUGUUUAAUUAAUUAAUUAAAAUUAGUGGCAAUUUAUCAAGUGUAAGUGAAUAAUAUAAAUUGAAGUUUUGUUUCGGAUUAAGUUAAAUUUUAAAGUUGUGGUCCCGGAAACAUGCGUAUACGCAUCCACAGAUGACGUCGCUUCCUGUGACGUAAUAAGGAUUAAAAAAAGCAUUAGAAAACCUGGAAAAUGUCCGUUGCAAACUCUUGCCAGCUGUUAACGCUAUUUAUUGGCAUAACUGAAGUAUGCUACAGCAGCCGCCCAGUUGGCCAGUGCAGCUACUGCUGCCCAGCAGACGGCACUGUCGACAUACAGUACAAACUGUUCACUAGAGCAAAUCCACGCAUCUUCCAAGUGCUUCAGCCAGGAACAGCGGCGGACCUUCAGCGGUCAACGUUCGACUUCACGCGACCUACAGUCAUAUACCUGAUGGGCUUCUCAGAGUCCACCACUGGGCCUAGCACUACCACUUUGAGAGACACCUAUUUAACAGCAGGUGACUACAACUUCAUCGCAGUGGACUGGUCAAGACUGAUAGCGUUUCCUUGGUACAUAACAGCGGUGCGGAACACCCAUUACAUGGGGAUGCAUCUGGCCAACUUCGUCGAGUUCCUCCAAAGGGCCGGAGUCCCGGCAUCCUCGCUGCACGUCAUAGGGUUCUCCCUAGGGGCUGAGGCCGCGGGAUUCGCUGGAAAGGACCUCAGGGCCAGAGGGAUCCGCUUGGGCAGGAUUACAGGCCUGGACCCCGCGUACCCAGGCUACAGGUUUACCAACCGCGACGGGCACCUGUCAAAAGGGGAUGCAUUAUUCGUGGACGUCAUCCACUCCAACCCUGGCAUCCUGGGGUUCCCUCAACCACUGGGUGACGUGGACUUCUACGCCAAUCCUGGCAGCUGGAUCCAGCCUGGCUGCUGGGUGAACCAGCUAAUCCGGAAUAAUCAAUUGAGGUACAUUUAUGGUUGCAGCCAUAAUCGCGCCUGGCGACUCUACGCGGAGUCGAUCCUCAACCCCACUGGUUUCCCAGCAACAUUGUGCAGGUCUUGGAGAAGAGACACAGAUGAAUGCUCGUCAUCAGUCGAUGGUUACCUGGGGUUUGCUGCACGGCCCCCGAUGGCUGGGAAAAUGUUCGUGGAGACAAACGAGAGACCGCCAUUUGCAAGGAAUGUGCCAACUUCGUCGUGGUGUGAUGUAAGGUGCUAGUAAAGUUUUAGUGGUGAUAUUUAGUGGUAAUUUCAAGAUGGUUGUGAAAGAUAACUUAUAAGAACUGUAAGGAAUAAGCCUGAAGCACAAUUUUUGUUAGACUCGCAUAGAAAAUAUUAAAUGAGCACUCAGAUACAUUAGAAAGAUUGUAGAAUUCUACAUUUUUCAGUUUUACUGAUCGAUUUCAUCUAAAAAAGGGUCUUCACUGUUUUACAUGAUAGAAUAAGUCAAGGGUCAAGUCACAAAAUUUUUCGUGAUAUA